Messenger RNA from Dentiscutata heterogama, 834 nucleotides. Lineage: Eukaryota; Fungi; Glomeromycota; Glomeromycetes; Diversisporales; Gigasporaceae. The record is from the annotation of a GenBank genome assembly.
GUUCUUGCUGAGCAAGUUGGUUUCUGGGAUACCGAUAAAGAUGCUGUUGGAGAAGAUCUACAUAUGUGGCUUAAAUGUUUUUUCAAAACUGGUGGUGUUGCUAGAUCUGUUCCUAUAUUUGUUCCGAUAAACCUUACCAACGUUCAAACUACCGGUUAUUUUUCAAAUAUUUAUGCUCGCUUUGUCCAGGCUAAGCGUCAUUACAAUGGUGUUGCCGAUGUUGCUUAUUCACUGAAAUCUGCUUUUAGUAGUGAACAACAUUCUACCACUGAUACCGAAUCACUUCUUUUGAGUUCAUCUUUAAUGCCAGUUUAUAAUCCUUCUUCUGGAAAACGACCGUCUUGUCUUAUGUCCUGUUCAUUUUUUGAUAAGCUAGUUGUGGUACUCCACGUUCUUGAAGCUCACAUGAUUCCAUGCACGUCUGGUUGGUUAAUGUUUGCUGCAGUACCUAUAACACAAUUUUUGCUGAUAUCCACGUAUUCGCCUGUAUCUAGCUAUUAUCCAAACUUUCAAAAUCCAAUUGUUACUUCAGAAUUUUAUGCAUAUAUGUUUUCUCUAGUACAAGCGGUGAGCGUAUUAUUACCCAUGCCUUUACUCUUGUGCGCAAUGCUAUACGAAGGAUUGCAUAAGACGGUAGAUGCAGAGUUGUUUAAGAAAGGUACUAAUGAAACACGGACGUGGAAAAAUUACAUGGAUUAUGCUUGGUUGCCUGUUAGCGCUUGGUUAUUUAUGACUUUACCAAGUACUUUGGCUUGCGUUAAAAGACUCACCAGAAGUAAUGAUAAAUAUGUUGUAGCCGCUAAAAAUAUAUUUACUGAAGCACUUACAGAAUAA